AUGCCUCAUUAUUUUACUCUUCUCAUUUAUGCUUUUGCUAUUAUUUUUGGUUUACUUGAGGAUCGUCACUUGAAUCAAAGUCAUACACCCGAUGAUAGCAAUCCAUCUCUACUAUCGAAUGAUUAUGUCUAUUCCGGAGAAACAACAUAUUAUGAUCCUGGUCUUAGUGUUUGUAGUAUUUCCAGUGGUGAUAAUGAACUCGUUUGUGGUAUUGCUGAUUCCUUCUACGAUACACAAACUAUCAAUGGCGCUCUGAUUAAUAACAAAUUCUAUGAUAGGCAGAUCUCAGUCACAGGUCCUACUGACACGGUUAUUAUCACAAUUGGCAAUCGAUGCAGUAGUUGCAAGGAUGAUGAUCUUGAUUUGAGUCGACCAGCCUUCAAUCAGAUUGGAGAUCCAAUUAAUGGACAUGUUUCCAUUAAUUGGCGUUCCAUUUAA
Messenger RNA from Rotaria sordida, 438 nucleotides. The record is from the annotation of a GenBank genome assembly. NCBI's taxonomy places the organism in Eukaryota, Metazoa, Rotifera, Eurotatoria, Philodinida, Philodinidae.